AACCGCCGCGGAGUGAUACCUCCUGCGCGUCCCCGCCCCGCUCAGUGCGCUCAGGUGGUUGCAGCAGCGGAGGAACGCGACGGGUCAGUCCGCCCACAGGCCUCUCUCUGCGGGUCACUUCUCCGGGAAACAGUCGCGGUCUGGCAGCGGAGGAGAUCUCUGCCGGGUGUUCCGGACUCUGUGGGCCAGGUGUGGCCGCUCUACCUGCGGGUUCUUAUCGAAGGGUUCACGCGCACCGGGAUCAACAUGCCGGAGCUCAUCAGCGUGACCGAGUUCAUCGAGGAGACCAAUGAGGACUACAAAGCCCCGACCACCUCCAGCUUCACCACCCGGAUGUCCCACUGCAGGAACACGGUGGCCGCCCUGGAGGAGGCUCUGGACCUGGACCGAUCCGUUCUGUACAAGAUCAAGAAGUCGGUGAAGGCCAUCCACUCGUCUGGGCUCGCUCACGUGGACAACGAGGACCAGUACUUCCAGUCCUUGGAGAAGUUCGGGGACAGCUGCGUCUGCAGGGAGGACGUCGAGGUGGGCGGAGCCUUCCUCAAGUUCUCCGUCUUCACCAAAGAGCUGACGGCUCUCUUCAAGAACCUGCUGCAGAACAUGAACAACAUCAUCACCUUCCCUCUGGACAGCCUGCUGAAGGGAGACCUGAAGGGGGUCAAAGGGGAUCUGAAGAAGCCGUUGGACAAAUCCUGGAAGGAUUAUGAGACCAAACUAGCGAAGCUGGAGAAGGAGAAGCGGGAGCACGCCAAGCAGCACGGGAUGAUCCGCACGGAGUUCAGCGGAGGAGAGAUCGCCGAGGAGAUGGAGAAGGAGCGGCAGCUCUUCCAGCUGCAGACGUGUGAGUACCUCCUGAAGGUCAACGAGAUCAACGUGAAGAAGGGCGUCGACUUCCUCCAGAACCUCGUCAAGUAUUUCCACGCUCAGUGCAAUUUCUUCCAGGACGGACUGAAAGCCGCGGAGAGUCUGAAACCGUCUGUAGAGAAGCUGAUGACCGAGCUGACGACGAUCAAGCAGACUCAGGACGGGGAGAGGAAACAGCUGACUCAGCUCCGAGACGUGCUGAAGGCGUCUCUGCAGUCCGAGCAGAAGGAGGACGCUCAGGCCAAGCAGAGCGCCGGCUACAGCCUCCACCAGCUGCAGGGCAACAAGGCCCACGGCACCGAGUGCGCCGGAGUCCUCUACAAGAGAAGCGAGGGACUGAGGAAGGUCUGGCAGAAGAGGAAGUGCUCUGUGAGAAACGGUUUCCUGACCAUCUGCCACGGCACGGCCAACGCACCGCCGGCUAAACUCAACCUGCUCACCUGUCAGGUGAAGAGGAACCCGGACGAGAAGAAGAGCUUCGACCUGUUCUCACACGAUAGGACCUAUCACUUCCAGGCCGAGGACGAAGCCGAGUGUCAGGUCUGGGUGUCGGUGCUGCAGAACAGCAGAGAGGAGGCGCUGAACAAAGCGUUCAAAGGCGACCAGAACGAAGGAGAGAACAACAUCGUCCAGGAGCUCACGAGAGCCAUCGUGGGAGAAGUGAAGAGGAUGAGCGGCAACGACGGCUGCUGCGACUGUGGGGCGCCCGGUCCCACCUGGCUGUCCACCAACCUCGGGGUGCUAAUCUGUAUUGAGUGCUCUGGGAUCCACAGAGAGAUGGGGGUCCACUACUCCAGGAUCCAGAGCCUGGACCUGGACAUGCUGGGGACCUCCGAGUUGCUGUUGGCCAAGAAUGUGGGAAACGCCAGCUUCAACGAGAUUAUGGAGGCAGAUCUGUCGGUCACCAAACCCGAUCCGACCAGUGACAUGCAGACAAGGAAGGACUUCAUCACGGCCAAGUACACCGAGAAGCGCUUUGUUCGGCGGCUCUGUGCCGACGCGGCAUCCAGACUGCAGGUUCUGUACGAGGCUGUGAGGAACAGAGACAUCCUGUCCCUGAUGCAGGUCUAUGCCGAGGGGGUGGACCUGCAGGAGUCCAUCCCACAGCCAAACGAACAUGAACCCGGAGAGACGGUGCUCCACCUGGCGGUCCGUAUGGUCGACAGGAACUCCCUCCACAUCGUGGACUUCCUGGCCCAAAACAGUGGAAACCUGGACCAGCAGACGGCCGGCGGCAGCACCGCGCUGCACUACUGCUGCCUGACGGACCGCAGCGAGUGUCUGAAGCUGCUGCUGAGAGGAAAAGCUUCAGUGGCCAUCACCAACGCAGCGGGAGAGACGGCGCUGGACAUCGCCAAGCGCCUCCGACACACUCUGUGUGAAGAGCAGCUGACUCAGGCUCAGACGGGGAAGUUCAACCUCCACGUUCACGUCGAGUACGAGUGGCGUCUCCAGAACGACGACAUGGACGAGAGCGAGGACGAGAUGGAGGACAAGCCAAUCCCCAACCGGCGUGAGGAGCGCCCGGUCAGCUGCUUCGUGCCGGGCGGCGGCCCCAUGCAGCCCAACCUGGCGGCGUUGGCCCGGGAUGCCGCCAGCCUGGCGAGGGACAAACAGAAGCCGAGCACGAUGAUCAGCAACGAGACCUACGGCACCAUGCUGGACCUCCACCUGCCGGGGCCGACGCCCCCGCUGCCGCCCAGAGGACCAGUCAGAGGUGCCGGACCCGGUAAACACGUUGCCAUGGAAACCCUCGGGAGACAGCGGUCGUCCUCCGACCCGCCGAACCCUCAAACCCCCGACAGGAAUUCCUCCGUGUACGUGCUCCCAGUAGCUCCUCCUCCAGUAAACAAGAGAUCCAGCAUGUUGGAGACCAAGACCCUGUCAGCCAGGAACACCCCCCUGCCCCCUCUGCCUCCCCCACCAGCAGCAGGACUCCCCCCGGUUCCUCAAGUCCCACCAGGACCCGGCAUCCCACCGCCACCCCACUACAAAGCUCCGCCCCUCCCACCACCAGUCCCCCUUCACCAGAUCAGCAGACCACUGGGACCACCAGGACCAGCGGGACCCAAGUCCCCUAAAUCACCCACCGGACCAGUGAAACGUCCUCCACAGAGACCUCCUCUCAGGACCGCGUCAGUGGACCAACGAGGGACUCGAACACACGGCUCCGGUCCUCCAACACCUAAACCCAGAAGCACCUUCUCCAAGCAGAAGCCUAAGAGGGUGAAGACCAUCUACAACUGCUCCGCUGACCAUCCAGACGAGCUCACCUUCUCAGAGGGGGAGGUGCUCGUGGUCGAGGGGGAGGAGGACAGCGAGUGGUGGGUGGGUCACGUUGAAGGAGACCCGACUAGGAGAGGAGCGUUUCCUGUCACCUUCGUUCACUUCAUCACGGAGUGACGGAGAAGCCCCGCCUCCACACUGCUCACCUGGAGAGACCCACCUGAGACCUGAACCGGACCGCCAUCGUUCUGUUUCUGUCCAAGUUCAAACUCAAAGAACUUUAUUGUAAAUCCACAACAGAAUUCUGACCCAGAAGACGUAAAUAAAUCGUUAUCGAGCUUUAAGUUUAUUUUAACUUGAACUUUAUCAACAAACAAAUGUAUUUUAUCCUGAACCCGAUCUUUAGCUCAUUCAUAGAUUCACCUCAUCAAUAAUCUAAUUGAGUUCUGUAGGGACGACGUAUUAAUAUAGUCCAACAGGAAGUCACCAUGAGUCUGUAGUCCAACAGGAAGUCACCAUGAGUCUGUAGUCCAACAGGAAGUCAUCAUGAGUCUGUAGUCCAACAGGAAGUCACCAUGAGUCUGUAGUCCAACAGGAAGUCACCAUGAGUCUGUAGUCCAACAGGAAGUCACCAUGAGUCUGUAGUCCAACAGGAAGUCACCAUGAGUCUGUAGUCCAACAGGAAGUCAUCAUGAGUCUGUAGUCCAACAGGAAGUCACCAUGAGUCUGUAGUCCAACAGGAAGUCACCAUGAGUCUGUAGUCCAACAGGAAGUCACCAUGAGUCUGUAGUCCAACAGGAAGUCACCAUGAGUCUGUAGUCCAACAGGAAGUCACCAUGAGUCUGUAGUCCAACAGGAAGUCACCAUGAGUCUGUAGUCCAACAGGAAGUCACCAUGAGUCUAGGCGGGUCUAACCUAAGUAAACCAGUGUUUAACAAGCAGGUUUGACUGACAGGGUCGUGGUGGAGAGACUGGAACCAGAAGUGUUUAUGAAUAUCUCUUUUUCUGGUAUGUUUAGUUUUAUUUUAAUGCUGGCUGAAGGGAAACUUUAAUAUCAACGUCCUAUUCGAUGUUAUUAUCAUUUUUCUUAUGUCAUUAAAAACACCUAAAAUACUGCUUUAACACA
This is a messenger RNA of Cyclopterus lumpus (lumpfish), 4216 nucleotides long. RefSeq names its product ArfGAP with SH3 domain, ankyrin repeat and PH domain 2b (gene asap2b). The transcript has 27 exons. Gene Ontology annotation, biological process: positive regulation of GTPase activity. NCBI's taxonomy places the organism in Eukaryota, Metazoa, Chordata, Actinopteri, Perciformes, Cyclopteridae. Gene Ontology annotation, cellular component: cytoplasm. Gene Ontology annotation, molecular function: protein binding; GTPase activator activity. The record is from RefSeq and is a predicted model, not a curated record. The coding region runs from base 247 to 3267 and encodes 1006 amino acids.